CUCCUUCCGCUUCCGGGUGGCGGGCUGAGUCACUCUAUAGUCUCUUCUUCGCUGCUCGCUGCCCGCACGGUCCCCCUUCCGUGUCAACCACCGGCCGGCCUCUCUCUCUCUUUCUCUCUCUUUCUCUCUCCCUUUCUCGCCGGGAUGCCGCUGGAAAACCUGGAAGAGGAGGGCCUCCCCAAGAACCCCGACCUCCGGAUCGCGCAGCUCCGCUUCCUGCUGAGCCUGCAGCCUCAAUGUCCGGACCCCGCCGUGCGCCAGGAGCUCAUGGCCGCCAUCCGCCAGCACGAUAUGGCCCCAUAUUAUGAAAGCCUCUGCAAAUCCCUUGACUGGCAGGUAGAUACAGAUUUAUUGAAUAAGAUGAAGAAAGCAAAUGAGGAAGAGUUGAAACGCCUGGAUGAUGAAUUGGAAGAUGCAGAGAAGAACCUGGGAGAAAGUGAAAUCCGUGAUGCCAUGAUGGCCAAAGCUGAGUAUCUUUGUCGAAUUGGGGACAAGGAAGCUGCUCUAACUGCCUUUCGGAAGACAUAUGACAAAACUGUUGCUCUAGGACAUCGGCUGGAUAUUGUGUUCUACUUGUUGCGAAUCGGCCUGUUUUAUAUGGACAACGACCUUAUUACACGGAACACUGAAAAGGCCAAAAGUCUUAUAGAAGAAGGAGGAGACUGGGAUCGGCGGAAUCGGCUCAAGGUCUACCAAGGCCUUUACUGUGUGGCCAUUCGGGACUUCAAGCAGGCAGCAGAACUUUUCCUGGAUACAGUGUCAACAUUUACAUCUUACGAACUUAUGGAUUACAAGACCUUUGUAACAUACACAGUUUACGUCAGCAUGAUUGCAUUAGAUAGACCUGACCUAAGAGAGAAGGUUAUUAAAGGAGCUGAGAUUCUGGAAGUGUUGCACAGUUUACCCAAAGUGCGGCAAUAUCUUUUUUCACUCUAUGAAUGUCGGUAUUCCGUUUUCUUCCAGUCUUUGGCCACUGUAGAGCAAGAGAUGAAAAAAGAUUGGCUGUUCGCACCACAUUAUCGUUAUUAUGUUCGGGAAAUGAGAAUCCAUGCCUACAGUCAGCUCCUAGAAUCGUAUCGGUCACUUACACUUGGGUACAUGGCAGAUGCUUUUGGAGUUUGUGUAGAGUUCAUAGAUCAGGAACUUUCAAGAUUUAUUGCUGCUGGGAGACUACAUUGCAAAAUUGACAAAGUCAAUGAAAUAGUAGAAACCAACAGGCCUGACAGCAAAAACUGGCAGUAUCAAGAAACCAUCAAAAAAGGAGAUUUGUUGUUAAACCGAGUGCAGAAGCUUUCUAGAGUAAUUAAUAUGUAAAUUUUAGAAGUAAAACAAAAAGGGAAUGUAUCAUUCAGUCAGAACCAUUCUGGAAAUAAUUAUCACUAUAUUAUAUACCUUGUACUGUAGCUAAGGAAAUGUAACCAUGGUCUAGUUAGGGCUUUUGCAGUCUAUUUCUUUGUGUAAACAAUUGAAUUAUAUGAAUAUUCAUGUUUUUCUGAUCAUUGUCAUUUAUUAAAUGUACAGUGCGGUUGACUGUUUUGUUCCUGAGUUACGAAGUUUAAUUUAAUUUAAAGCUUAGUACUAGUUUUUGUUACCAGAGGCUGAGCUGGUUGUAGCCUUUGCUUUUUGAAUGAGAAUGCAAGUCUCAUCUUUCACAGCUUUUCUUACUAGUCCAACAAGGUGCAAUGGAAAGAGGACCAGCAGGGCACUCGUGUUAUUUGGCAAGUGGGGUACAGCAUUGUGAUUAGUAAUUAUUGUUAUGCUCCAUUAAUUUUUCAGAUAAAGAUACUAAAAUUCGUAGGCCUCAUCUAGGAACAGUCAUUUAUUCAAGUCAACAUUAUGCUAGGUGAUAAAAGGAAAUAAUUUAUCUGUUCUGAAAUAUUUGCUUUAUUGGAUGAGCCCAAAUUGUAACAUGAGAAAGAUUGUUUUUCCUUAGCCAACUUCAUACCAUAUGUAGUCUUAGGUAUGUGCAUUUUUUUAAAGAUCUGGAAUCACAUUUUUCAUUACACUGCCUUUUUUCAGUAAAGAGAAAUCUUUCAUUGCUCCUUUUUGUGUUAAAUACAACCACCAUUAUAUUCCUAAUUCCAUAUUGUUUAUGAACAAAUAAAAAAGCACAACUCUCGUAUCCUUGGUGACACCACUACCCAUUUUUUCCAUUUAUUUUGUACUGGAAUUACAGGUUUGUAAGGCCUUUCCUUAUUGCUCAGGAAUCUUGGAGAAGUGCUUUGGACUUGAACAUUGUAUGACAUUGUGUAAUCAAGUCCUGCUUCUCAUACUCUAGUUAAGUGAGAAGCUGUCAGGAAUUUUCUGUAUCAGUUUUAUUUGCAUUCAAGGAAACAGGCCAAGCACAGAGCUGGGGUUAUUGGCAGACAACUAUAUGACCUUUACAAAUGUAUACACCCUAUUUGCAUAAGAAUAUGUUGGCUACCUUACAGGCGUGCAUCACUAACCAGAAGGGCAUUGAGAUCUCUUGGAUAAGUAACUUUUCAGUCCUGGUGUAUUCUGGUAGGAUCAACCAGCAAAACUCUACAUGGCCAGUAAGUUGACUUAGAACUAGGCAGCAACAUUCAAGCAUCUGAUGAAAUGAUUCGGCAUCCAUUCUUUGGAUUUCUUUGCAAUACCUAGAAAUGUAUAAGGGAAGUCCUUCAUGUCCUGACAUCCCUGCCUGAAGGCAGUAGAUAUAGAUGUCCUAACAAGUCAGUGUGAUACACUUUUGAUACAUGCAUUUCCUCCAUUAUGAUCAGUUUUAUAGGUAAUCCAGAAAAUCUUAACAGGCAUUGGCAGAUGUGAUUCUUGUAGCUUUUGGAUUUUAUCAGUUUGAUCAUUCAGAAGAUUAAGUAGAUACAUGUUAUUUUGGCCAGAGCUGUUCCAGCUUUUUGUGGGGUUUGAACAGCAAUGAUUGUUACUGCCAUACUCAAGAACCUUUGAACUGUUCAGAAUUUGGAUAGAAUUACAUUUCUUUAUGCUAGUGUUUGGGCAGUUUCUAGGAAAAAUGUCCACAUGUUAUGGAGGUUCUUCAAGAGACCAUGUUAAGUGGGUUGAGUCCCAAUAUCAACAGCAGGUGGCAGCAUCACGUAUCAGAGAUUCACAUGUUCACAAGUUGCUUAAAGAAAAAAAGAUCCACUAGCUUCUGAAAAAAUCUCUGGGUUCCUGAAAAUCAUGAUUUUUGAGAUGAUAUUCCUAGUGAUUAUCAAACUAGACAAAUAGUUGAGAUGGAAGAAGGAUCAGAUUUAUACUUCAUAUGGUCUAUCGAAUUAUUUAAAACUAUUCAGUCUUUUUAAUCAAAUAGGGAAAAAAACUUUUUGUUGUUCCCUAUACAUCUAGAAGGAACUGACCAUUAAAAUAAUGCUUUACUUUCCCCUAAAUUGGAUAAAGUCUCCAGGUAGUUUAAGAACUGCAUUAUUGUGACCUAUAGCUAUUUGAAGGCAGGGUAUUUCAGUGUUACAGUGCAUUCGCAAAGGAUCCCACAGCGGCCUUUAGGUGCAAUGUUUUUAUAGAAGAGACGAUGAAGGUAUCUGGACUUCUGUGUAUCCUAAUGAAGUAUUACAAACUUAAUUUCUGUAGAUGUUGCCUUUGGUGAAAUGUUACAGGGAGAGUUUGCCUGUAAUAAAGACAACAUAAUGAGUAACCUUCAGGUUACAUUUGGCCUGA
This is a messenger RNA of Python bivittatus (Burmese python), 3648 nucleotides long. It is a transcript of the gene PSMD6, whose product is annotated as proteasome 26S subunit, non-ATPase 6. Gene Ontology annotation, biological process: proteasome-mediated ubiquitin-dependent protein catabolic process. The record is from RefSeq and is a predicted model, not a curated record. Gene Ontology annotation, cellular component: proteasome regulatory particle. Gene Ontology annotation, molecular function: protein binding. Lineage: Eukaryota; Metazoa; Chordata; Lepidosauria; Squamata; Pythonidae.